CCUCACGCUUACUUUCAAGGUUUGUCCCCUGCGGUCACGUUUCAAUGUACAGUAAGUGAUUCCGCAAAAGCAGUAUAAGCACAGACCAGACCGCAAGGUCACGUGUCUUCACGAGGUUUGCGGUCGACGAAAGACGUCAUUUCUUAUGUUUCCAAGGUCCUUUAUGUUAUACAGUUCACAUUGCCACAGCAAAGCAGCAAACACUCCCUGGUCUUAAUUUUACGAUUCACCGCAAACCGCCCUGCCUUUGUUUCCUUCAGGGCAGCACGGGGAGAGAUAUAUUUUCAGGCCUCUCUCAGACAAAACCACUUUGUUUAAUAUACAUUCCCAUAACCGUUUUUGGUAAAAACAUCUUUAGCUACCAGGAAACAUUAUAUUGGAACAUAAAAAACAUACAGCUAGCCUGCAAACACAUUUCCCCUAUAUGCUUCUCGGUCGGGGUUAGUAAAUAAAUACUUUUGUCGUACUUUAUUCCCCUCCAUUUACUAGCCCGUCUCCUUGAACUUUAUAUUUGAUGAAAAUAUCAGCAGUAAUUUUUGCCAGAAGCAUAGUUUUUUUAUCCAACGCAUAUUUUGGAGUAUCCGUAUAGGUUUUCUAAAUUGCUGCAUCUUUAAAAGGAAAUAUUGAAUCGUGUAAUAUUUUGCAUUUCGACAUAUGCAGAUGUUACUAAUAUUUUGAGUAUAUAAUCAGAUUAAUACAUAUUGUGUUCUGCUCAUACGGCCGGGAGUUAUAACGAUAGCGAAAUGCUACUCGGCACAAGUAUCUUCGUAGUUUUGUUUCUUGCAACUUUACUCGUUUCAGGUAAAACGUUCAUUUGUCGUCUUACAAAAUUAUACUUGACAGAAACUGGACCAUGGUUAGCUGUCCAAGCAAACAUCGACUUCCCACGCAGUAAUGUCAUUUUGAUUUCUGUAGGUGUUGAAUCUAAACUGCGAACCAAACUCGUACGAAGGGAAGGUGACGUAAAGAACUGGAAGGCAUUAUGGAAAGUUUUUAAAGCGGGACAUUUCGAACCAACCCGAAAUUCAACGAUCCUUCAGAAAAUAAUUUUCGCAAACGCCCGCGAGAGAGGUAAUUCAAAAAAAGACGAUGGCUAUGUGCUAUUCCAAGGUGAUAUUAGAUUGAAAAGAUCCGAAGUUGAACAACUCUUCAACAAAACAAAGGGUAAAAGAUCAAGACGAGCCGUUCUUAAGUAUUUCAAAGGGAACAGAUGGCCCAAGAAUGGUUUAGUGUAUGAUCUUCAUCCAUCUUUGAGCUAUAAGGCUGAAAAGGUAAUCAUGGAAGCCAUAAAAGAAUGGGAGCGUGUUUUACCCUGCCUAGGUUCUUGGAUAAAUAUUAAACAGCUUCGUAAUAAACCUACUGCAUACAUACAAUUCUACAGCGGACAAGGCUGUAAUUCGCCCGUUGGUCGUCUGGGAAAACCUCAGAGGAUAUCGAUUGGUAAAGGUUGCGAAAACAAAGUCAUUGCAGUCCAUGAAAUUGGUCAUGCAAUGGGUAUGUGGCACGAACAGUCAAGACCAGAUCGAGACAGAUAUAUAGAAAUUUUAUGGGAUAAUAUUAUACCAGAAUGGAGAUCAGCAUUUCGUAAGAUAACUGCAAGUGUUGUCAAUAGUUACGGUGUUCAGUACGACUUUGAGUCAGUGAUGCACUACCCAUCAAAUGCUUUUGCAAAACAUCCCGGGUUGGAAACAAUGAAAAGUAAAGAUGGACAAAGACAGUUGGGAAAUAGUGAAGGAUUAACACUAAAGGAUAUAAAACAAGUUCAAAGAAUGUAUAAAUGUGGGGCCGAUGGGAAAUCGAAAGCAUUUGUUCAUUUUGCAGUUGCCUGCAGUGACAAAUCAAGAUCUUGCUUGGGCUGGCAAGAAGCUGGAUUUUGUAGACCAGGAAAUGUAUAUUACAAUUACAUGAAUAAAAACUGCUGUAAAACUUGCAAAGAUGCUUGUUCUGUGGAGGAUGAACAUAGAUCGUGUAUAAAGUGGUCUGAAGCUGGAUUUUGCCACCAUGUCUUGUACCAAAAAUUUAUGACAAGGUUUUGCAAGAAAUCCUGUCAGUGUUAAUGCUUGAGCGACACUCCAGUCCCACUGGUAUGAAGAACAUUAAUAUGCUUUUACAUAGUAACCAUAAACCGUUUAAU
This is a messenger RNA of Dendronephthya gigantea, 2134 nucleotides long. Its product is annotated as zinc metalloproteinase nas-6-like. Gene Ontology annotation, biological process: proteolysis. Lineage: Eukaryota; Metazoa; Cnidaria; Anthozoa; Malacalcyonacea; Nephtheidae. The record is from RefSeq and is a predicted model, not a curated record. The coding region runs from base 744 to 2057 and encodes 437 amino acids. The transcript is spliced from 8 exons. Gene Ontology annotation, molecular function: zinc ion binding; metalloendopeptidase activity.